This is a messenger RNA of Sardina pilchardus (European sardine), 1090 nucleotides long. Its product is annotated as izumo sperm-egg fusion protein 1. The coding region runs from base 11 to 1090 and encodes 359 amino acids. Gene Ontology annotation, molecular function: signaling receptor binding; protein binding involved in heterotypic cell-cell adhesion. Lineage: Eukaryota; Metazoa; Chordata; Actinopteri; Clupeiformes; Clupeidae. Gene Ontology annotation, cellular component: plasma membrane; acrosomal membrane. Gene Ontology annotation, biological process: sperm-egg recognition; fusion of sperm to egg plasma membrane involved in single fertilization; heterotypic cell-cell adhesion. The transcript has 9 exons. The record is from RefSeq and is a predicted model, not a curated record.
UAAGACCAGCAUGUUCAAAUUCAGUCCCCCCAUCUUGUUGUUGCUGUUAUAUUCAUCUCCUGUGGUGCAGACUUGCCUACAGUGUGACCGAGUGGUGGUCUAUAUCCAUGAGGAUUUCUUAGUGAGCCAAGAAGGCCUCACCGUUCAAGAGCAAAAGGACUUACAAAACGUCAUUGACCAUGGCUAUGUCACUUUUCAAGAAGCCAGCAGGCAAUACCAUGGAGUCAUUGACCCCACCACUCUGUACCAAGCCCGCACUGAGUACCACAGUGAGUUUGAGCGCUACUGGCAGGAUGAACGAGGAGAUAACAUUCAUACUGAGAUGAUGACGAUCUUGACGAAAGGGAAGAUGAUUCUUGAGAAACAUUUGGAGAGUUUCGUUCAGGAGGGUCUUUGUCCGAACAAAUGCGGUUUGUUGUAUCAGACUGUUAUGAACUGUGAGUCAUGCCAAUAUGAGCAACGUACUUGCCCGUCAGCCACACCUCCUGAAGACUGCGGUGACCACCAUGUGGAGGCUGAGGAGGGGGAUGAGGUGGUACUGGACUGUUUCCUACCCUGGCACAGCCUGGUCACUGGACACAAGAGCUACCACUACUCACGGAGACCUGGCCUACAAAACGUGACAUCUGGAGAUGAGUUUCAGGUCCUGGUGGUCACGUCCGACUCCAACAUUGUCCUUAACCAGCUGUCGGUGGCCGAGCAGGGUGUGUACCUAUGCCUCCUACAGGACAACAACGGUACUGUCUACUCCCGCACUUCCUUCACUCUCUCAGUGUCCGCUCUGCCCCUGACCACCCCUCGGCCGGUCAUGACCCUUCCCUCGGUGCCCUCGGUGCCCUCGGAGGGUCGCGAUGGCGUGGCGCUGCACCCAAACACGCUCCUCAUCAUCCUGGGUCUCCUCUCUGCCCUCAGCCUGGCCGCCAGCCUCUCACUGCUCAUCGCCCUCAGUCGCACAAUGCUGAAGCGACAGAGUCACAGGAAGGAGAAGUGGAGGAGUGGAGUGGAGGAGGAGGAGGAGGAGGAGGAGAGGUGCGAGCUGAUGACACCGCCAGAGAUAACACGGAGUGAGAGACAGAUAGAGAGGAAGUAA